AUGUUGGAGUCAUUAGUUGAAAAGCUACUGAAUAAAUUCCUCGCGCCAUAUGUCGAGGGGAUUGAGAGGAACCUACACUUGGGGGUAUGGUCAGGUAACAUAGUUCUAGAGAACUUGAAACUUAAGCCGCAAAUAACCGAAAUAUUAGAUCUAUCGUUUAAGAUAAUCCAUGGGAACAUAGGAAGAAUAAAUAUACAAAUCCCAUGGAGUAAGUUAGGGAAGAGUCCCGUAUGUGUGCUCAUUAAAAAUGUACACAUAUAUAUAAAACCAAGAAGCUACAAAAAAAGCGAAGAUGUGAUCAUUGAAGAGUUGAGAAGAGCCAAAAUGCAUAGGCUGGAAUUGUUGGAGGAAGAAAUUUCUCUCAUUAAACAACAGAAAAAUAAGGAAAAGUCAUCGGAAAAGUCUACGCUUAUAUUUAAAUUGUUAAAUAAAAUUAUUAACAAUAUCCAUGUAGAUAUUCAGGACAUUUUAAUUCAUUUUGAAGACCCUGAGAAGAACUUUUCCAUCGGAUUUAUCCUCAAGUCGUCCUCUGUCAAGAAUAGUCUUGUGAAGGAUGAAAACGCAGCGGAGGCUGCCAGUUCGGGCGCAAAUGCGGGUGCAAAUGCGAGUGAGCAGUAUAAGAAGUUAAAUCACAUUAUCGAGUUCAAGGGGCUGUGUAUCUACAGCAACAGUAAUAUAAGGAAAAAGCGCAGGAGGAAGAAGGGAGAAAAGGGGAAAACAGGAGGCGAAAGCGGCCCAAGUGGUCAGAAGGGUCGGAAUAUCUCUGAGGGACCCCCCAAGCGGCAGGCCACCAGCGCCUCGUCCGAUUCUCUAACGAGGGGAGACCCUGAUAAGGACGAAAGGGAAGACCUGAAGAAUAGGUCAUCUCUGUCCGACGACGAAGAUGAAGUAAAUGAUACCAGCGGCAGAGUAGAUAAUUUGGACCGUUCGUCUAAGGUGAAGGACGACUUGUCCAUUAGUUACGACCAGAACGAGGACCUGACGUUCGAAUCCAAGUUAGGGAGUUCCGACGGAGAAGAAGGUCAUAAUGGUGAUAGUAAGGACAACUACUUGAAAAGAACGCUAACCCAGAUUAGCAACCUUUUAAAAGAUGAUGACAGCAAAAUUUUAAAUUACUACAACUUUGAGUAUCUGAUAAAGCCAUUCGACUUGGUGUUGCCAGUAGAGCAGUCCAGCAAUAAAAAGGAGCUGAAGGCCAAGCUAGAAAUAGGGGAGAAGUGGGAAGGAAUUACGCUAACCAGGACGCAAAUUACAAAAAUUAUCGAAAUAAUGAAUGAAGCCAAUAAGUCCAGGAAUCAAACGAACAAACUGCUGCUAAAGUAUGCGUGUACAGUCAAGCUAGACAUAGAAUCGCUGCGAAAUGAAACCAAAAACGAAUUUAUGAAUCUGUACAAUAAAGUUCUUGCAGAGAAGUAUAACAUAUCUACCACGGAGUUGACCUCCCAGGAGAUGAACCGGUUGCAAAUUUUGUACGAUGUAGUUGGGGUAAGGCAUCUAGCCAAGUGGAGAUUGCAAUGUAAAAACACGUUGGAAAAAAUAAUAGAAGAAAAAAAUUUGAAAAAAAAAUAUCUCUACGACUCUAUAUAUAAGCAGCAGUCAUGGUGGUCCUGGGUCACAGGUAAUAAGAAGGACAUUGAAAAUAAGGUGCAGAGUAUUUUAAAUAGUGAGCAAGAUAUUAUAAAUGAGAAGGAGUUGUAUAUUUUGCAGGAAGCUAUGACGAACGAGGAUAAUUACGAUGUGGUGCUUCCAACCAAAUAUGAUUUUCAGUUCAAAUUGGCAAAUUUUUCCAUUAACGUGUAUGAUGAUUGUAAGAAGGGGAGAAGAAGACGGGCGCUGCUUCAUCGAGGGGAGUUAGCAGAAAGGGGAAGAACUAACGCUAAUGUGUUGCACCCUAUUGGUGGGAGCGCAAUUGGUGGGAGCGCAAUUGGUGGGAGCGCAAUUGGUGGGAGCGCAAUUGGUGGGAGCGCAAUUGGUGGGAGCGCAGUUGGUGGUGGACUAGCGAAAGGAACUUGCAAUCCGAUGAGCAACCCAGUGGGGGAGGGCACUUCCAACAAAUGCUAUAGCAACAAUUUUGAAGACCAGCUGGGUGAGGAAAUAUCUCUCAGCGGAAGUGAAGACACCCUGUUGAAUAGCUCCCCAGCUAUGAGCCCCUCCAACAGUAACUACAUCAAGAAGGGGAUCAAGUAUGAAGAAAUUAACAUACUCUCGAUAAAUUUCUACCAAAUAUAUUCGUCCCUAUCGUUACAGUCCGUGGUGGACCACAACGAUAAUGAUAAUUUCCAAUGGAAGUUCAUAAUAGAGUUACAAAAUUUCGUAGCAAAGCAUAAGAGCAAAAUUUUUAUGGAGUUUAGGACGAACAAAAAUUUAUUCCCCUAUAAUGUUAGCAGUACAGGAAAUAGCCUUUACCAGAAUCCAAUUUAUUAUUCCUUGCUACAUAGCCAAAGUUUGUGUGCCUAUGUGGAGAUAAACCACUUAGUGACUGAAAAGGGGAACACUCUGUCCACUUUGUUAAGGUUGAAUCCGCUGGAGCUGUACGUGUCUCCGUUACUUAUUAAGAACAUCCUGUCCUUUGCCUUUCCCCUGAUAGAUAUCGUUAACAAGAAGCACAAGUCCGUUUUGCGGAGGGGCAAGGGGAAGGGCUCCGUUGUUGGCGACGCUGCGGCGGAGGCGCCCCUGAGGGAGGAGCCCCAGAGAGAAGAGCCCCCCAGUGAAGAGCUCCCCGGAGAAUCUCCCCCCGGAGAAGGGCUCCCCAGUGAAGCGCCCCCCGCAGAAUCGCCCCCCGGAGAGACUCCUAGGAGCGCCGCGGGCGACGGUCAGGCGGACACGUCGGAGGAUGACGAAGAAGACGACGAGGCGCUGCUUCACAUCAAGAAGAUGGAGCAGACGGAAUUGAUAGAGGGGCUGAAAGAGAAGGGAGAAAAUGUAUACAACAGAGCAGUCCAGCAUUUGCCCGAACUUUUCGAAUUUUACAUUCAUAUAUGUGGCCCAAUAUUGCACUUUGAUAAUUUAACCAACGGUAUUGUCGAAUUGCACCUGGGUAAUUUGAUAGCCAAAACGGAGUGUCCUUGCACGUACAACAAAUUUAACUUGAUUUUCGAAUUCAACGAAACGCAGAUUACAUGCUUGAAGGCGUCUCUGCAUGGGGGUGGGGGCACAUGCAAGGGUAAAAAUGACGCAGAUGUGAGGCGUACUGAGGUGGACAUGGUUAGUGGAUUGUCCCCCAUCAAAAGGGAGACUCCAACUGUGCAGGAGGAAGAAAAAGAGGAGGAGGGAAAGAACCCGUCCCCUUCUGUGGAAGAAACCCAUUUGAAGGACAGCUACUGCAACCGCAUAAAGGAAAAGACCCAGAAGAGUGAGAAGUUCUACAUACUGCAGCCCAUCCCUGUAAAGGUAUACGUGGAAUACGAUUUGAAAAUUUUGAAAACGAACAUUAUUUUGGAUGGUAUUUUUUUCCAAAUAAAUCCAGACGCAGUGAGUAUCAUAUUGGCUGUACCGACAUCCAUUACGAGAUAUUUAACUCGGUUCUACUCAAAAAAUAAAAAAGAAAAAGAAAUUCUCAAAGGUAGAAAGAAGACUUCAGUGGAGAAGAAGGUAAUUUCUUCUUCCAAGGGGGAAGGAAAUAUUUGCUUGAAGAUUCCUUCCUCGGAAGGAGCUUCCAAAGAGAGUAACCUCGUCCAUGUUCGUUCUCCGAAUGGUGAUGAGUCUAAGGCCAAGCAGAUUGAUGAGAACCAAAUUAACAAACCGGAGGAAGAAUCCUUUCUCUACGAUAUUGACUUUUUAAUUAAAAAUUCAGCCUUCUCUAUUAAAAAUGGGAAAAAUAGGGAGGUGCUCAAGUACGAGGCCUGCGGAAUAUCAUACAAGAAUUACUUACAGAAAAAAAAGAAAAUUGUGAAGGUUGAAAUAGAGCAGUUGUGGAUUUGUGACCCAAGUAAUAGGCAGCCAAUUUUUUUUACUCUAACGAAGAAUGUGAAUUCGAAGGAUAUUUUUCUCUUCCGGUCGUUGUCGACUUAUUUGGAGGAGAAGCACAACGCGAUGGUUAAUGGCGGUGUCUCCCAAGGGGGGGUGCCACCACCGUUACCGCCACCUCCACGGGGGGAGGGUACCAAUUGUGGGGCCCCGUCCAGUGGGGAUGCAACCAGUGAUAAGCUUGUUAGCAGCCGCAGGGAGGAAAAUCCCGUGAGUAGAGAUGCCAGCAAUGAGGAGAACGGCUCGAGGGGCAUAGCUCGAUUUCAGUCAGCUCAAAGAAUUGAGGAAUUUAUGGAGAGUGAUCUUCUGAGCGAAGGGAAGGAAUGUCCCAAAAAUAAUGAUCUGGAUAAACGUGGGCAGGUGAGGACAGGUUCGAACGGAAGUAGCCCUAACGAUGGGGUAGCGGCGUUGAAAGUUGGCCACGCGGAGGGUGCGGUGGGUGCGGUGGGUGAGGAUGUUAGCGGUCAUGGGGACGCAAUCUGUGACGAUGAGGAUGUUAGCGGCGAUGGGGACGUAAUCUGUGACGCUGACGCUGACGCUGACGAUGACGACGACGACGAUGACUUUAUGGACGCCAUCGAAGAGAAGCAACUGUCCAUAAAUCUGCAAAUCUUGCAGAAGCAAAACCAAAUCAACAGGGCCAACACGCACGUGAACUUGAUCAUUAGCGAUAUCGAACUGCAUUGGAAAUACAAAACGAUAAAGCAGAUAUUCAAAACGAUGAAGGAAUACAAGAAAAAGCUGCAGUAUGGAAUUGAGAAGGACAUGAAGUAUAUCAAAAAUAAGUUAAAGAACGAGGAGGAGUUAAAAAAUUAUAAGAUGUUCAUUUCGGAACACACCUUGAGGAGUGUGCAGGAGACGUUAAAUAAUGUGAAAAAUUCUUUGAAUAUUUUGGACAUAGAGUCUGCCAAGAAGAACGUUGAGGAGGAGGAAAGCGCGUGUGCAGGUGAUGGCACACAUAUGGGAAGCUCUCAGAUGGGGCAACCGGCAGUACACCCCGGGGGGGGCAACCUCCUGGAGCCAAUUGGCAGAGAUGAGCAUGUGGUUGGAAGGAGCUUACAAAGUGGUGUCGCACAAAGCGGUGUCGCACAAAGUGGUGGCACACAAAGCGGUGCACAUGGCGGUGCACGUGGCGAUGGCGAUCCCGAGGGGGACAUCCUUAGCAAUGGGUUGAAUAACACCCUACCGAAGCUGUACGGGCAGAAGAACUCCUACGUGAAGUACUUCUUCAAUUGCUACAUUAAGAGUGCCUCCCUAGCCUUCUGGCAAAAGAGGAAAAUUUUCUCAAAAAUUCAAGUAAGCAGCAUAUAUUACGAAAAUAAGGUGUACUUAAAUUUUGAUCAGAAAAUGUUCGUAAAUAUCGAGAAGGGUAUCAUAUCGAUGAAUAGCAAAAAUAUCAUUUCGAAUAAUAUAAAUGAUUAUACGUAUGAUUUGUUCAUUUCGAGGAGGAGCAAAAGGUUUGGUGCAACCGAUUUUGAGAGAGUGAAACCCAGUGAGGAUAGCAAAGGGGAGAAUGUGAAGACCAUGUCGGAGAGACGAAAUAGUAAAGACAUUUUAAACUACAUCAAUGUGGAUAACCUAUCUGAGGAAAAUAAAAAAAAAAAAAAACAAAUAAACAAAAAAGGCAGGAUUUAUUUGUUGGAAAAAUCAAGUAUAUACUACAUUUUUUAUUUACGCGAUUUGAAAUUAUUUUUGGAGUACCUAGAUGAUGGCAUUCUGAACGUGUUUAUUAGUAAAUCGUAUAAGAAAGUGGUACAGGUAGCUCAGGCGAAGUAUUUUCUCUUCCACUGCACCAUCUUGGAUCCCGUUGUUAUUAUUCCGGAGGAUAAAAAUAUAAUAUAUAAUUAUCGCGGGGAGGUUAAAAAUGUGUCCAAGUGCUCCAAGGCGAGCAUCAAUGGGGGUGGGAAUGCCAACCGAGGGGGGAACUCCAUCCCGUAUAUUGAAUCGUAUUUGAAAUUCCAUUUGGGCACCGUAAAAUUUAAGAAUUCGUACACGGUGAAUUACACUCAGGGGAUUGUGGAAAAUCAGCGAAGGGCGCUGCGUGAGAGGAGGAGGAGGAAAAGGCAAGCAAGACAGGGAAGAGCAACCAUCCAGGGAAGAGAAACAACCCAGGGAAGAGCUACCCCGAGGAAGCGUCAAAUGGGCGUCCACUGCAGCGAUAAAGGCGGAAGCUCGACCCCAGGUGAGGCAACAGAAAAUGAGGAACUGGAAAAAAAUGAUAAAACAACAAGCGUGGGCGGGAAAUACGAUUUUACUCUCUAUGUCGAUUUGCUAGACAUGGAAUGUCGCGCUUGUGAAAAUGGGGGAAGCAUCAACAUAGAAGGGAACAUUCUACAAAAAGUGAACAUAGGAUUAUGUCUAGUCAGCAGCAAGGAUGGUGUUUUUAUUUACUUCAGUGGGAACGAUUUUUGCCUAGAUUUGACUGUAUUUCAGUUGGCCUUUUUUUUAGAUAUUAUUAAUGAGAAUUUUUGCUACAAGGGGUACUUCCCUAUGUGCUUCAUUUGUGAUAGGGGCGUGAAUAUAGACAGCAUGUUGAACGCGGAGUGGUUCCGCAAGGGGAACAUUAAUUUGGGGAACCUGAGUGUUCGCCGCGGGGGGGAGGCGGCGGAGAGGGGGGGAAGUGAGGUCAAAGGGGUGAAAGGGGCGAAAGGGGCGAACGAGGGGAAAGAGGCGAAAGAGACGAACGAGACGAACGAGGCGAACGAGGCGAAAGCGGCGAACGAGGCGAAAGCGGCGAUAGGGACGAACGAGACGAACCGUUUGAGUAGCCCCCCGGGGCCGCUGAACCCGGUCGCGAGCGAACCCGUGAUGAAGAACGGGCUGAAGUUAUAUCUGUACAUAAAUUUGGAGAGCCUUAAGAUUAAAACCUCCUUUGAUGGAAACACCCCAGUAGCCAUAAUAACGUUCCAAAAUAUAAGCAUCUCGUUCCACCUAGUUCUUCUAGAUUUUUACUACAUUUAUUUUUUCGACCUUUAUAGUAACUCCCUCUACAUUGAUGAUGUGAGAAAGAACUCCAUUAAUUACUACAAGCGAGUGGCAUACUGCUGCAUCGAGAACGAAUCAAACAGGGUGAAGAAAAAGAGGGGGGCCAAAUAUUCUGAGGAAAAAAUGGGGGUGAAUUUUGUGAGGGAGAAUGCCGAGACCAAGUUAUCUCUGAUUAAGAACACGAGCGCGUCGGUGUAUAGCAACUCGUGCGUUUCGAUCCUCGACGAGGAGAACAACAUGAGCAGCAGUGCUGCGGUGGGGAGUAACCCUGUGGUGGGGAGCAACCCUGUGGUGGGAAGCAAUCCCGUGGUGGGGAGCAACCCCGCGGUGGGAGGCAACCACCCCUCGGGCGAUCGCUGCGCAUCUCCCCCCACAGCUGCGAAGGACUACAAAGCACUGCUGAGAUACAUGUUCGAGAGCAACGUAUUUCUGAGCGAGGAAAAAAAGAAGAAAAGGCAAAAAGGCAUAAAAAUAAGAAUCAAUUCCUUUAUAGAGGAUAUCAUCCUAAGCAUAGAAUUGGAUGAUGCGUAUAUCUGUUGCUUUUUUAUCAUUUUUAUGGAUAUAUAUAAAUUCCUGUCUACUGGUUUCAAUUUGAGCACACUGCAUCUGUACCCAAAGCCAUCUCCCUACAUCGUUUCGGCGAAGGAGCCAGGAAGGAAGAAAAGGGGGAAGAAAGUUGCUGGGGCGUAUGAGCAUGACCGUUCUCAGAAUGAUGUUGCCAUUGUAGGAAAGAACAAGCAUAAUUUGAAAGAGGAUAAGAAGGAAACCCACUCGGAAGAAGCGAACAGGUAUGGCAAGAAUACGAAAAGGUAUGCUGUGGAAAAUAUCAGGAUUGAGGAAAAUGUUUUUAAAUCCAAGGCGAAAAGUGAGACAGAGGGAGGCGGACGCCCUGGCAAGCAGGAGAAGAUUUCCCCAGGGGGAGGAAAAGAGGAAGAAAAAGAAGACGAUGGAGGAGAGGGCCACAAUCUAAGGGAUAGGGAAAAAAAUAUAUCGAGAGGAAGCAGCAUGAAUUUUAGUCGAUUCAAGUUUAUCAGAGAGCGCUUGGGGAAUGAAAAAAAUCAAACCAUAACAAAUAUAAAUGAAAUUUUGAAGCUGGACAAUAAACCCAUUCACAUAAGCUUCAAAGUGAAUAAUGGGAAUUUUAUUGUCUUUACGGAUCUAGAGAAUGUAGCUCAUCCGAUUUUGAUGUGGUCCAAUAACUUCGUUUUCUCCUUCUCUCUCUUAAAUAAGUGUAUAAUAUUUAGGAAAAUUUAUGCCGUAAAUAGUAAAAUAAAGCGAAUUAACUAUGUUAGUAAUUUUGCUAGCGAUGUGAGUAGGAGGAGGAGGAGUAGGAAGGAAAGUGGGAUGAGUGGGAUGAGUGGGGUGAGCGGGGUGAACGGGGUGAACGGGGUGAGCGGGGUGAACGGGGUGAGCGGGGUGAGCGGUGGAGCCGCCAAGGAUGUAUCUAACCCACUGCACAAUUAUCACAAGAAAAAAAUUUUACUGUGUGAUAAUUUAAAUGUUAAGGGGGAAGCGAUAUACGAGUCAGUCGACACGAAGAAGGAGAAUUAUAUUUUAAAAGCGAACGUGAGGAAGAAGGACUACCCAGAGUUUAUCUCCGUUUUUGAGCUCAACAUUCAUAUUGGAAAUUUUGACAUACGGCUGUCGAAUGAUGAUGUGGAGAUUUUGCUGAGAGCCUCGUCUACCCUGUUCGGCGAUGUACCCAGCUCUUACACCAACAUCACUGUGGGUGCGGUAAUCCCUCCCGUGACGUUUAUUCAUACGAAGAUAAAGAAUAAAUUUAUGAGGAAUAACAUUUAUUUUGUGAUGAAGGAAGUGCGGGAUGGCGAGGAGGAAGGUGUGGAAGAUGCCGUGACUGGGAAAAGCGCGCGAGAUGCUGAUCAGAGCUCAGCUCAGGAGCUACAAAUUACGAACAUAAAUAAGCUGAAAGGGGGGAAAAGAAGAAGAAGGAGAAGGAGAGCGGUCGUGGGGACUGACCUUAGCAAUGUGGGGGAAGCUGUGAAGCAGGAGGGAGACACCUCAUCGGAGGAGAAGCAGCCAGUGGGAAUAAACCCCCUUAAGGAGGAAAAGAGGCUCGUUACAAUGAAGAAGCAGAAAAGUGAGGUAGACCUAUCCGAGUCGAGCAACAACGUGAUUGAAUCAUUUUCGUACAACGCGUUGUCUGAAAUUUCAACGGACUCCAAUUUGACGAUAUACUCAGACUCGUCCUCCACAGAGUCGUACACAACCAGCAGGAUAUUCUCCAGUAAAUGUGCAUUGCAAAACGAGUCAGAGUCAGAAUUGGCUAGUGGUAAUGAACAGGCAAAUACCUAUCGUGACAUCAAAAUAGUAAUAAAGCUACACAAUGUGAAGUGCACCUUUAUCGACGACAUAAGAAAUUCAAUCGUGCCAAUAAUCAGGACCAUCAUGAGUAUGAGUUUAUGUUUAAAUUUUUACACAGAUGAAUGUUCCUACAAUAUAAACGAUUUAAAUUCAAAAGUGGAAUAUUUUAAUAACUGCAUUGGAGAUUGGGAACCCUUUUUGGAGAAGUGCAACAUUUCGUUAGACAUCCAUAAGAUACUACCAAAUGAUGCCAUUAGUGAGGAUACAGAGUUGGGCAAAUCUCCCAUCAGUAUAAUAAAAAUAAAUAGCGUAAAUGCUUUAUGGUUUAAUAUAACCCCUCAGUUAGUUAACCUCCUGUUUUUGUUCCUUCCUGUGUUUACAGAGAAGGUACUUAAGGGGCUGAAGAAAAAGCAAAACAAUCGAUGCGUGCAAAGUAACACAUUUGAGAAGGAAGAAAAUCAGGGGUCACAUUUGUCCCUUUUUAACAACAAUUGUGAGAGCGUUUCUGCUGAGCUAGAUGAGAAAAAACUUGGCAUUAAAAGCAAAAGUAUUUAUGAAGACUGCUCUUCCGUUUUUGAAUCAAUUCCUGGUGACAUGGAUCAGAGCAAGGAGAUUGAUUUUCAUUUGGAUGACUUCCUGAAGAAGGAGGAAAAUCGAAACAGUUACGAUUGCAUGAAGGAUAAUUCCGUUGUUUAUUAUGUCAAUUUGACUAGUGAUUUUUUUUACGCCUUCGUGAUGCCAGAAAAUACCGUGGAAGAGGUGAAGAAGAAGCGCCCCUGUGCAGAUGCUAAGGGGAGAGGUUACCCAAUUGUGCACGAGGGAGGGGCUCCCAUGGAUGUCGCGCAGAAGCAGAAGAAGGGAAGAACAAACCUCGGUGAGGUAUCCCCUAAGAUGGCAUUGCACACCACGAUGGGUAGUGGAAACACUCGUGAUGGAGUUAAAAAGGACAGUUAUCACAGUGUUGGAAGCGACGCUGACGGUUUCGAGCCCGAUUGCGAGGCGGAGAAAAGUGCCCCCGAGUUGUAUGCCAAGAUUGUAACCACGAACGAGUUGGUCUCCCUAGAUCGAUUGCUUGUCAACGAGAUCGCGAACAACUCCUUGAUAGAAAAGAAGUGCCUGUAUCUGUACCUCAUCCCGAUUCCCCCUACAAACGUGGUGAAUGUUAUACAUGAUAUGUUUCCCGAUAUGAGUAAAAGAGACAUAGUGCUGGAUUUGAUGAUAACGAAGAAUCCGAAGAAGACCAUCGAGAAUUUGCUGGUGUACGGCCAAGGGAGAGGGGACGGAAAGGAGGCAAGAAGAGGUGGGGGGGGCACGGCCAAUUGGAGCGCCACCCACGGCAGGGGAAACGCUCCCAGUGUCAAUGGCAGUGCCAAUGUCAGUGCCAGUGUCAGUGCCAGUGUCAGUGCCAAUGCAAAUGUCAGUGCCAGUGCCAAUUUGAAUCCCAAUUUGAAUCCCAAUUUUAACAUUAAUUUUGUUUCCAACUCCAACUGCAAAGCGACGAUAUCCCAGGGGGGGGAGGAAAGCACCUACGACAAUAACAAGUAUAACGCAAACACUGUUACGGAUGAAAGGGGGAUGACGGAAAAAACGAUCGAGGGAACCGACAUCGGGGCGGACGAAAUGGAGCAGUUGGGUCGGGAGGAGACCACAGCACAUUUGAGGAAUGACGAUUUGUUCGCUUCGAAUGAUGAUUUGUCCCUGGAGGGGGGGCGGCAAGAGGAGGACGACGACGAGGAGGAGGAAGGAGAACUGCUUGACGAUGAGGACGGUACUUCCAAAUGGUGCAGUGAAGACGAGGUGGAGGAUGGACACUCGAUGGAGGAGGAACACUCGGUGGAAAGCAGAAAUAGUUCCAGUGAAAGCCACUACUUUAAGUACAGCCAAAGGAGGAAAGAGUUGGGGAACUCCAUUUUUGCUUCGAACAAAUUCGUGGGCCCAUUUCUGAAGAACUGCGAGUGCGUCCUUAUCAACUUGAUCAAGAACAGCUGCACAACUCUGACCACAUCGCUGAAGAGCAGCAACGUGAUUCACAUGUUGAAGCCGAUGGACUAUAUUUUUGAUGAGGCGUAUGGCAGCGGUGUGGGGAGCGGGGCCCCCCCGCAGGGUGACAUAAGAGUAGCGGUCCGCGGAAAGGACGACUUGGUGUUGAACAAGCCAGGAGUGAACAAGCCAAGGGUAGACAAGUCAGGCGUGGACAAACCAGGCGUGGACAAGCCAGGCGUGGACAAGACAACCAAGUGGGACAUGUUGAACGAAGAGAUGGAGAAGCAGACCAAUAUGGCCUGCAAGUAUCGACUGAAGAAUAAUUACCUUCCGCAAACCUCGCUCGCGGAGACAGUGUGCGAAAUCAUAUCUCCUAUGCCGAAUUACAAAAUAUUGUUCAUGUCCUCAACGGUUCGGAUUGUAAACAAGUGUGGCAUUCCUCUUGAGUUUUGUUUCUUCGAUGGAACGAGAAACCCCAUAUUGCUGACGUCUCUGGAGAAUAGGACCAUACCGAUUAGCACGCUCUACCCUAACCACAGCGACUCGUUUAAAAAUUACAAGGUCUCCAACAGUUUGAAUAUAAACCCGAAUAUAAAACUGCGUCAGAAGAAUAAUAAUUUGAGUUUCACGGUUAUUUUGAAUCAUGAGUAUUUAUUGUCUACUCCCGAGUGUGCAUUUUGUGGCCCAUCGCAUGUCUACCUGUCCUUCAAGCCGAUAAAUCUGGUAAGCGAGGAGAACGCGUAUUACGAAGUGGUGAGUUCGAGGGGCAAAGGAGAGGUUUCCAAAGGAAGAGGCGCCAAAGAAAGCACCUCCUCAGUUAGCGGCAUACCUGGUUUGGGCAGAAAUAAUAAGUUGGAUAGUCCGAAAGCGGAAGGACACACUUCCUCCGGGGGGGAGAUCUAUAUGUCCGAUGGAUCAUCUCCAAAGAAUGGAGCAAACGAACUGAUGGACAUCUCCUCCAUCAGCAACGAAAAUGGAUGGUCUGAUAUUUUGAGCUCUGACAUUAACCAAGGGACAUAUGUGAAGAAGUGCAAAAUUAAGGAUAGCAAUAGUUACCUUUACUUUAUAGUAAAAAUAGAGAAUAAAUUAAGUGCCCUACCUGCAGAAAAAAAUUUGAAAAUUAUUACUAUAUAUCCUCAUGUGAGUGUAGUGAAUGCCAUUCCUGCUUUGGUAGAUAUUAUAAUCACUUCUGAAAUUUCGGAGGAGAAACAGAACGAUUACGUGUAUGAGGAGAAGGGGAAGAUUGACCUUUUAAAAAACAAAAAGGUGAAAUUGUUGAGGCAGUGCGAAGAGAUCAAUGCGUACCUGAGCAAACUCGCGUCAGUCAAGCAAAUCAGUUCUGGCAGUAGUUCCGCAGGUGCCACAACUGCUAUGAUAGCUGGUGGAAGUGCAGGGAAUGUCGCAGCGAGUGGUGGUGGGUCGAGUAGUGGCUAUACGAAUGACUAUGUUUGGGGGAAGGGCGCACAGAACAACGAACGGGUGUAUGUACACGAGUUGAAGCGGUUGGAAAAGGAAAUAAGUAACAUCGAUGAGGAAAUAAAAGUGAAGAAAAAGGAGCUAUCUUCUUGUACGUCAAAUAAAGGUUAUGUGAAUAAGAGAUUGAAUCCAUUUUCCAUUUUUUAUAUUUAUGAAAUUAAAAAGUAUAGCUGCCUGAACAUGAGGAUGAAAAUUGGGAACUCGCAAUGUGAAUGGUCUGACAAGCUAUUCCUGUUGGAGGAUGACGAAGAAUCGGUUAUGCGAUUUUCUCUAAAUUUUAAACGGUUCGCUUCUGUAGAAGUGGAAUUAAUAAAAAACUUCAGUGGGUAUUUCAACUCGUUGAGUAGCAUCCUAGGGAAUAAACAACUGUACAUUUUUUCUCUACCUCGAUGUUUUAUUGACAGAACGGGUCUGGGCAUCAAGGCUAUCAACUCUAAUAAGUAUUACCCCAUUAUUAACGGCAUAACGUUGUUAGGAGACACUUCACAAAUCGAUUUGCUAUUACCGCAUAAGACGUACCACAAUGAUUUUUUAAGGUCAUGCCGAAAUGGGGUUCGAAGUUAUGAUGUAGGGGGGGUAGAGACAUAUAACGACUACAGUGAUAUUUUCAACGAUUUUAAUUACCCCUGUCCUGUUGAUAACACACUGAUAUUGUUCAAGGCGACGUUACCCCCCAUCGGUAGCUACACCGAGACGAGCGUGGCGUGCAAGAAUUUCUUUUACACCUUUUGUCUGAACACGGAAAAGAUUAAGACGACAAAUAUACCGUAUAUCAUUAGUCGAAUAAUCACUGUGGUGCCUCAGUUUAUCAUUAGCAAUAAGCUGAACUACCCCAUUUUGGUGAAGCAGUUUCAGACGGAUAAGAUUCAGGGGGUUCGGCAGAAUGACACCUCUCCGCUGUACUUCCCGAAGAAGCAGAAUAUUUUGCUCUUCCGGUUUAAGGCGCUGGAGGGGGUGAAGGAGGACGAGGGGGGCGACGGGGACGGCGGCACUGGCGAUGGCUGCGGCGAUGGUGCUAUUGGCGAUGGCGACUGCGGCGAUGGUGACUACGGUGAUGGCGUUAACGGUGGCGGUGGCCAUACCGUUAGGAAGAGGGAGGACUACGUGUCCCAACCCUCCAAGCAGUACAAGAUAAGCAAGAACCCAUUUUGGUCGUCUGUCAUAUUCCCGAGUGAAAAUUUCGUUGGAACCAAUUACAUGGUAGUGAGCAACAGUUGUGCGAAGGAGGAAAAAUCGGAAGUGUACGUAAUUACGUGUAUCCCGGACAUGGGAACAAAAAACAUAAUAAUCGAAAGGCUAGAUAAUAAUAUGAACAAAGGGUUUAUUGCAUACAACAGUUCCAGCUUGGCAAGAUAUUUGAAAAUACGAACCUUCCACGAUGACACGAAACACUUGAAAAUGGAUGAAGAGGAAAAUUGUAAAUUAGAAAAAAAUCUGUUCAUAAAAAAUUUCCUAAGUACAGCUGACAUGGAACAUUAUUUUAAUAUCGAGUAUGAACAGUCUAGUUACCUCGGGUGGGUUAAUCCUUUCAUUUAUGUUACACGGAAUGUACAGAUAGAGAUUGUACUGCAUGACAUGAAGACCAUCCCAAGGACACCCUUCAUAUUGAAAUUCGCACAGUAUAAUUACGCGCAGAAGUUAUUCCAAGUGUAUUAUUAUGACGUGAUUUUUAUCGUCUCCAUAGAAUAUAUCCAAGAUUUGAUAACGAUUAGGUUGACUCACAGAAUUAAUAUCCCUAGGGGGGUACCUCAAGGUAGGGGAGGAUUUGCUCCCACUACCCCCUGUGCUUAUGACUCCCUUGAGGGUGGAAGAUUUUCUAAAAAUUCUGUGGACAUGCAGGAGUACCACAAGGUAGAACUAACUGAGGGGGGGUACGAGUUGAGGGAUAAAAGUGGCCUUGAAAUGGGAGUUGAGAGAAGCGCCAUGGGGGGUAGCUAUAUUCAAAAGAGGAUGAUGAUUGGUCACAGUGAAUAUAACUAUGUGAAGUAUGGUGCGGAGCAAGACUGGGAGGGAGAAGCAGAGGGAGGCGGAAGGGGGCACCAGGGUCACGUGAGUGGCUAUGGAAACGGUUAUGCAAAUGGGUAUGCAAACGGGUAUGCAAGCGGGUAUGGUAAAGGCCACGGCAAUGGUAACGGACAUGGUAACGGGCAUGUUAACGGGCAUGGUAACGGCCAUGGCAACGGCUAUGGCAACUACUACUACGGCGUGGGCAGACGGGAGGAAGCCGUGAAGAUGAUCAGCAACACGUACAAAAAUGUGCACAUAAUUAUCAACGUGACCCAAAUAGGGGUAAGCAUUAUAUCGAAUAUCCUAAAGGAGGAGGUGUUCUUCAUCGAGCUGUCGAAGCUGUGUGCCCUGUUUUAUAUGAAGAACGAGGAAGAAAUUAUUGACAUAAAAAUUACGGACGUGCAGGUGGACUGCCAGCUGGAGUCAUGUGAGAAGUGUGUGCUUUUGGCGAACCGGGGCAUAAGUACCAACAAUGGUAAAAGCGGUGGGGCAGGAACCACAUCAGGAGGGGCAUCUGCAGGGAACAGCGAAAAAGAAUUGAAGAGAAUUAAAAAUGCGUAUGGUUAUCACCCCCAGGGAAGUCGCGCCAAUGGGAUGAGCGUUGGGGGAGUAGGUAGAAAGGGCAGUUACUACAUGAGCGAGAUGGAUGAGCUAUACGAUCGGAACAAUAGCAGCAGUGGAAUCGGUGGUGAGGGUCGAGCCCAUUUCACAAACAGCGAUAUAAUCAGUAAGAUGCCUAGUGAUAGCGGACCAGGAAUAAUUGGCAAAGGCAUGAACACAAAUGACGAAAAAAUAUUUUUAAAUAUUUAUGUGGAGAGAUCCUUCAUAUCUCAUAAGGACGUAAUUUUCAAGAAGAUACAGGUUUCUUUGGAUGACGUGGAAAUCGAAAUGGACGCCGAAACGUUAAACGGAAUUAACCUACUCAUAGCAGAGUACAUCGAAGGGAUAAGCGUCGUGCAGAAGAAGAACCUACUCUAUGAGGAGAUCCAAAAGUGGACCAUUUUACCCGUCUAUGUAAAUUACAAGUCACCAGAUAUCCCCUUAGCCAUAAACAUACAAUACAUGCAGAUAGAUAAAUUCACCCUGAUCGUUUGGUGUUCCUUUUUAUUGGACAAAAUGCACAUGAUGAGUGAUUUGCUGAGAAUCGGUUUACGCAUAUUGAUGGUGUCGGGGAAGUUAGAAUUGCUAGGUGCACCUGUGACCCUGAAUCAGGAAAUUUUCAAUAACAUCCGUGUUAGUUUGAAGUCUUUUUAUGCACUAUUGAAGGAUAAGUACAGCCAUUCUAUUUUGGCAUGCCUAGGGUUCAUAGUGGGAUAUAGUAGCCUGAUUAACAUACCGAAAAUUCCCCUCGAAAUUGGAAGGAAUACCAUAGGGUUAGCCGUUUACGCUGUGGAUAAUGUAAGUGUAGGUAUUGGAAGCUUCCUCUCCAAUUUGACGUUCGAUGCAGAAUACAUCAACAGGAGACAGAAGGAAAGGAACUUUAAAACAAAUACGAAUAUGAAAGAGGGGCUCCUAAGUGCUGUGAAGAAUAUUGGUGAAGGGGUGCUAAGUUUAUCCAAUAUUGUUACUAAACCAAUUGAGGGUGCCCAGAAGGAAGGAGUUGGUGGAUUCUUCAAAGGGAUAGGCAAAGGGGUAGCUGGAUCGUUGGUCAAGCCGUUAGAUAAAGUAGGCCAAGCCGUAUCAGAUGUUACAAGAGGUAUAAAAGCUGAGGUGUCCAAACCGAUUGGAGGACAUAAAUACAAAAUCAAGAGACAUAGAAAGCCAAGAAUGUUAUGGGGAGAAUAUGGAAAAAUAAAAGAGUACAAUUUGCAAGAAGCUGAAUUGAGAGAAUGCCUAGGGUUGAAAUUUUCAAAAAAUAUUAUGAAAUGUUUGACGAUACAUAAACAGGAGAAUCACCCUCCUGCACAUUAUUCCUUGUUGCUAUAUCCGAAGAUUAUUAUUUAUGCCAAUUUGUAUGCUAACAUGUUUCUUGGUGGUAAGAAUGCUGAAUUCUUGGGGGACAAGAAGAUCGUCGGGGGGGGCGAUAUCGUGAUUUGGUCACUGAGGAUUGAAGACAUCUCCGAAAUAAGGGCCUCCAGUCACGGGGUGAUAAUCCGCACAGGGAACUCCAGCAACCUGGUGUACAAAAUUCCCUGCAACAACGCCCUUUUGAUAAACAAAAUUUACCGCGAGCUGCACAGCUCGAAGAGCUCCAUCAACUCGACCAUCAUCCUGGGGGACGCGCCCUCCUCGCCGCGCGUUUAG
This is a messenger RNA of Plasmodium cynomolgi strain B, 16983 nucleotides long. RefSeq lists its product as hypothetical. Lineage: Eukaryota; Apicomplexa; Aconoidasida; Haemosporida; Plasmodiidae. Gene Ontology annotation, cellular component: extrinsic component of membrane. The coding region runs from base 1 to 16983 and encodes 5660 amino acids. Gene Ontology annotation, biological process: protein targeting to vacuole; protein retention in Golgi apparatus. The transcript is spliced from 2 exons. The record is from RefSeq and is a predicted model, not a curated record.